AUGACAGAGCCCGAUGCUGCAAGUAGACCAGUUCCAGAAGAAGCAGAUGACCAAGGUUUAGAUGAAGAAGAGGACCCUUGGCGGGAUUAUCAGCCCCGAGGCGGGGAAGCCCCGGCUGAGCCCCCGCCUGGCUUCUCUCCUUCAGCUCGGCAGCGCAGAGCGACCGACUUGGCCGCCUUCGAAGAGUUUCUCCAAAGACGACGCGGCCAGCAGCCGAAUCGACGACGAACGGAAGACGAUGAUGAUGAUGAUGGCGACCAACAAGGUGGAAGAAGCAAUGCAGGUCCACCACCGACUUGGGACGGCUCCAGCGAAGCCUUCCGCGACUACGAGAUCAGAGCCAAACUUUGGCUGGCUACGACUAAGGUAAAGCCAGCCGCUCGAGGACCCCUUCUGCUGAAGAAUCUGAGCUCUACACCGUUCGAUGACUUGAAGCACCUGGCAAGAGACAGCAGCUGGAUGCAGAGUGCAACGAACGGAGAAGAGCUCUUGAAGCAGAUGUCUGCUAAGGAGCUGUACGGGGAGGACGAACGCGAGGAGAUGAUCAAUACUCUGGCGAAGGUGACCUACACGCUGAGGCGGCAGCGCAACGAAGGUCACAAGGCCUUCUUUGCGAGGUGGGAGCUGCAGAUUCGGAAGCUCAACGAGCACCAGGUGAACCUUCCGGCUGAGUACCUGGGCUUCUUGCUGAUCAACGCCCUGCAGCUGAGCCAGAGUGACAUCAAACUCCUCAUGAACUAUAACCAAGGCAAGCUCACCCCGAAGGUGGUUAAGGAGUGGACCAGGGUCAACGAAGCUGAUCUCGCUUGGCGCAGUGGUGAAGGAGGAACCGUCACCAAGAAGACGAAUGCGGUGCUCCACCUGAACGAGGAGCACGAGGACGACGCCGACCAGGACGGCGCCGAGGACCUGGAAAUCCUGUUGAGCGCCAUGGACCAGCUCGAGAGCACCGAGGGUGGCCAGGAGGAGACCAACGACGUUUUUGACGAAGAUGAGGUGAAGGAGGUCUUGGCCACCAUGGUAAGGGACUAUGGUAAAGGAGGAGGAAAGCGCAAUUUCAAGGCGGUCAAUGACGCGAAGAAGGCAAAAGGGCUGGCCCGCGGCUACGGUGUUCACAGAGAUCCCCAAGGACGGUUCGGACAGCGAUCGGACCAUGAUGCGGUCAGGGCCGGCAACUCCUACAAGGUGUCGAUCGAGCUACUCAAGAAGAGAACCAGGUGCAAGAAGUGCCAUCGCCUAGGACAUUGGCACCGGGAGUGUCCCGAGAAGGACAAGCCGGGCGGACCGAAGGAAGCACACUACCUCGAGGGCGAGGAGUCCGAAGAAGCCCUCUUCCUGCACUACAUGGACUAUCUCGAUGAGAUCGGCGGGCCUACGGCGUCGAGUUCCGGAGCCUCCCAGGACAGAUUUCGGUCCCCGGGCGGCCAGUCCUCCGGAGAGUUUUGCAAUCGUGCGGCCCAAGGAACAAAACAUCAUCUUAAGAAUGAGGUGCACAUGUUCAAGUCCGUCAACGGAACAUCAAGAACAUCACAGGCCACCUUGGUGUUAGACCCAGAUCAAGGCAUGAAGCUACAGUUCGGCAGGCAGAUGUCAGUUGCGCGACUCACUCAGUGGAGCAUAUCGAAGCUGACCUUCACGAGCAACCUGCUGAUGAAGCUAACCGGCUCGCCCAGCAAGAAGACCCGCCGCGAGCCAGAGUACAAUCCACCGGAGUUCGGCUGGAGGCGAGUGGUUCUGCGCCUGAUGGUCCUCAUGGCAGAGACGGUGCAGCGGAUGAUGAUGCAGUUCGUGGGGAUCACGCAACCCCAGGAGCAGCUGAGGAUGCGCCUGGUGGAAACCAUCCGCGCAAUGGACGAGAACGAGAUCCGCACGGCCAAGGAGAUUUUGGAGAGCGCUGGCCGAGCACGCCAGCACGAUCCGGAGCAAGAAGAAUGGAGCGUGGUGGAACCGAUGGACACCGAAGAGGUGACGGAACCUCGCAAAAGGCGUGUCCCCGAGACCGAAGAAGAGUGCCCGAACUACCCGGCACUACCGCGGGCACCCCAGGCAACGAUCAAUUGCUACUGCGGGAAGCCGGUGGAAACGAUCCGGACCAAGAAGCAGGGACCGAAUGUUCACCGGCUCUUCCUGCGUUGUCCUCUGUGGCGAGAUCCAAUGGUGCGGUGUCCGUUCUUCCAAUGGCUCCCGGACAACGAGCAAGACAUGUGGACUUCGGGGACACCGAGUAUGUUGAGGAGUCCAGCGUCUACACGGAAGAGUCCGACUUCUCCGGCACAAGACCGAGUUCGCGAAGACCUCCGUCGCGGAAGGAAGUAUCCUCCUGCGCCGGUGCCGAGCAACACGCCGUCACCGAGCGGGUCGGAGGAGUCAUCCUGGACGAAGACAUCGGGAGCUUCGUCGGCCACACUGGCCUGUGUCCACCGCAACACGACCUUCCAAGGGAGCAACGGGUGGCAAAAGAUCACGAAGUGUCGGGACUGCGGACAGGUCCUGAAGCGGGAAUCUACUACGGCUGCCCAUGUUGCCUACCGCGGUCUGGAAGCAGUGCAGGAGAAUCCUCCAAGGCCGAGCUCGGCGACAACAAGAUCGCCGAAGGGACCUCCACCACCGGUUCCAGUGUGCAUGCAAGAACCGCCGGAGAGCCCGACCACGCCGGCCAGCUCAUCCGGACAAUCCCGAAGGCCAGCGGCUCCGGAGACCAACAGCGAGGAGGAAGAGUACGAGGAGUUCAAGCGAUUCCAGGCCAUGCGGAACAACUACAAGAAGCGUCACCCCUAG
This is a messenger RNA of Symbiodinium sp. CCMP2592, 2778 nucleotides long. Lineage: Eukaryota; Dinophyceae; Suessiales; Symbiodiniaceae. The record is from the annotation of a GenBank genome assembly.